CUCGCGUUGAGUUUUGCCGUUGACAUGUCAUUUCCCUUUUGUCGACAGCUUUAGAGAAGCGUCAGACUCAUGUGUGAACUAUUAACGCCGCCACCUCUACAGCCGGGAGUGAACAACAGACAACAGCGCCCCCUGGUGACAUGUGUGACCCCUGCAAAGCGCUGGGAAUAAAAAAGCUCCAUCAUCCUCCUGCGAUGCGAGCAUCGUUUUGGUGGAGAUAGGGCAUCCUCCCAACCCCCGACACCCAUGACCACCGACUAGGGCCGUGCAUGAACAGACAAACAGAGGGACAUAAGGACAGUAUUAUGGCGAAGCACCGUAAAGACAGAGACAGCUGGGGUGAGUGGUCCCUCAGUGAUAAAAAUGUCUACGACUGGAGCUCAGAGGAGGAGGAGCCGGACGGACGAGCCCGGCCCAUCCAGGUGCUGCUGGUCAAAGACGACCACACCUUCGAGCUGGACGAGGCGGCGCUGAGUCGCAUCCUGCUGGCGGAGGAGGUCAGAGACCGAGAGGUGGUGGCCAUCUCUGUGGCCGGAGCUUUCCGCAAGGGCAAGUCCUUCCUCAUGGACUUUAUGCUGCGCUACAUGUACAACCAUGCAUCUGAAGACUGGCUCGGGCAUUCAGACGAGCCUCUGACCGGCUUCUCCUGGAGGGGGGGCUCAGAGAGGGAGACUACAGGGAUCCAGAUCUGGAGUGAGGUCUUCCUGGUGGACAAGCCAGAUGGAACAAAGGUUGCCGUCUUGCUCAUGGACACACAGGGAACGUUCGACAGCCAGUCGACGUUGAGGGAUUCAGCCACUGUGUUCGCUCUGAGCACCAUGAUAACCUCAAUGCAGGUUUACAACAUCUCACAGAAUGUACAAGAAGACGACCUUCAGCACUUGCAGCUUUUCACUGAGUACGGCAGAUUAGCGAUGGAGGAGACGUUCCUCAAACCUUUCCAGUCCAUGAUUUUCCUUAUUCGAGACUGGAGUUUUCCUUACGAGUUUCCGUACGGACAGGACGGAGGCAUGAAGUUCCUUGAGAAGAGACUCAAGAUCUCAGAGAACCAGCAUGAAGAGCUGCAGAACGUGCGUAAACACAUCCACUCCUGCUUCACUAACAUCUCCUGUUUCCUGAUGCCUCACCCCGGCCUCAAAGUGGCCACCAACCCACACUUUGAUGGAAGGAUUAAAGAGAUCGACGGCGAGUUCAUAAACAACCUGAAGGUUCUGGUCCCCUGGCUGCUGAGUCCUCGCAACAUCGACGUGAAGGAGAUCAACGGCAGCAAAAUCACCUGCAGAGGCCUGUUGGAGUACUUCAAGGCAUACAUCAAAAUCUACCAAGGUGAGGAGCUGCCUCAUCCAAAAUCCAUGCUACAGGCCACAGCAGAGGCGAAUAAUUUGGCAGCAGUUGCAGCUGCGAAGGAUCUGUACAACAAGAAAAUGGAGGAGGUCUGCGGGGGUGAUCGGCCCUUCCUGGCCCCCAGCGAGCUGCAGGCCCGACACAGCGUCAUCAGAGAAGAGGCUCUGCAGGUUUUCCGGGGCGUGAAGAAGAUGGGAGGCGAGGAGUUCAGCCGCCGCUACCUGCAACAGCUGGAGGGAGAAAUCGACGAGGUGUUUGUCCAGUACAUCAAGCACAAUGACUCCAAGAACAUUUUCCACGCUGCCCGCACGCCGGCCACCCUGUUCGUGGUCAUCUUUGUCAUGUACGUGGCCGCGGGCAUCACAGGCUUUGUGGGCGUGGACAUCAUUGCCAGCUUGUGUAACAUGAUCCUCGGUCUGGCACUGAUCACUCUCUGCACCUGGGCCUACAUCCGGUACUCUGGGGAAUACCGGGAACUGGGCGCUGUCAUCGACCAGGUGGCUGGUGCACUGUGGGACCAGGGGAGCACAAAUGAGGCUCUCUACAAGCUGUAUAAUGUAGCGGCCAAUCACAGGCACCUGUACCACCACGCCUUCCCGGGGCCGCAGAUGGAGGACGUUGCGGAGGAGCAAGACAGGAAGAGGGACUGAUCAGAUCACAGACAAACCACAGCAGGGACUUCCUGGUAAUGGACUGGAGGAGGGGAGGAUCAUCCUCACCUAUCAGGCACUCUUUUAUCUUGGUAUUGGCUGGGGCGGCCCACCGGUACAUUCACUACUUUAAAAUCUAAUAAGGGACUGUGUAAUGUUCAUGUAUAGGCAACGCCAGAGCAUCUUCUCAGUGGGCGCCUGCUUUCAAGCGAUGGAUGCCUUUUGAAUCAUCAUCAUCAUCUCUCACUUUUUGUCUGUGAAAUCAAAUUAACACCUGCUGUACAGACACUGUAGGCGCUCUGCCGGAGGAGGCCUCAGCAUAUCCAACCUCCAGUCGGCUGUUGAUUUUCAUACCAGACGAGUUUUUUUUUGUUGUUUUUUUUCCCCCCAUCAUUUGUCACGAUUUUGACAACAGUUUUCAAAGUAUAGCCAAAUCUGUGAAAUCCCCAUUUGUGACUAAUUGUUCCGUUCUUUGAAGUUUAGUGCUGUUUAUAUAAAAAAAACAAUAUCUACACAAUGUUUGAAAGCCAAAAUAUGUACUGUAUGUUAAGUAAUGAAGCGUUACAAGCGUCAUCAGCAUGGUAAAUUGUUAAUGUCUGUCAUCUUUAAGCUCUAAAAAACCAGGUAUACCUUUUAAAAAAAAUUUGAGUUUUAAUAGUUGUGACAAAGUGGUAUCGUGCCAUAACAUGUUAAGAUGAUUUCACAUCUACUCGCAGCCCGGCUACGAUGGCACAUUCAUGAGUUGUAUACGGUAUUUUCGUUUUGUUUCGGAGGUUGGUGUUACUUUUGACAGACUUGUGGAUCAGGAAAUAGCUUUGUGCUGGCAUGUUCUGUCAAAUAAGAGACAAAAAAACAAAAAAAAAACAACACACACACACACACAAUGGUUUAAAGUUUACACAACAUAGCUGACAUUAUCUCUCACUUUAUAGUCUUUGCUUGCAGUUUUGUAAUUAGGCAGCGUCACAGUGAUACUCUAUAUGUGUUUGGCGUUUGAGGCUGAAGGGAAAAGAGUGUGUUUGGUUUCCAUUGUGAUGUAGAGGUGGCAGCUGAAACCAUUGUUGUGUUCCUCACUGAAUGUUCGAGCAAAUCCGUGGAAUGUAGCUAUUCUGUGGCCACCGAGGAAUCAAAGCUAGAUGUUAUUAGGCGGGGCGACUGGCCUGUUUUGGAAAAGGAUCCUCAUUCCAGAUCUCUUUCAUCAUCUUCACACACUUAAGUUGAAUCAUCUGUGAACAAAAAAAACCAAAAAAAAAAACCAACAAAAAACAACAACAAAAAAAAAGUUGCAUGGUUGAAAGAGGACCGGCCAGACUUUUGUGUUCCCCAAAAACAGCUUUGCAUUCGUUAAAAAACAAAAGGCUUGUAAUGGUGACAGCACUUUUUUUUUUUUUUGGUGUUUGAACACUUUGGCUUCGUAGACUGUUACUGUACGUUUGUAUAACUGUGGUUGCUAUUGUUUUUAAGCUCAUUGAAUAACCCUGAAUCAUAGCACUGUAAAAAAUGUUUGCAUCACAUACAGCUGCAGCGUCAGAAAUGUUCUUUUUUUUCUCCCCCACCCUCCUCCCCCCCUCGUCCCCCGUGUGUAUCUGCUCACCGACAGUACAGGAACACUGUCAUGCAUAUUUAGCAAGUUUAUACUGAGGUUUGACCUCAAGGGUUGAAAAUUUAAAGGCACUGCAGCAGAGUGGCUUCUCCAGUCUUCCACAGUGUAUAAUCAACAUGAGUGAGGCCUCCACACAAAGAACCAUCUAGCGUGAGGUUUUAAAAAAAUCACAUUUUUUCAUGACUGUUUCAAGCGUUUUGUCCAUUCAUAAGUCAACAGAGUAGCAUUUGUUUACAUCGUGUUGCAUUUAAACUCCGAAUUGACUAUUAAUUCAAAGACUUUAUGUGCUAAAAAAGAAAGAAAAUAACAUAUUAUUCUUGGGUUUAACUACUCAUUCCUAAAGCCGCCCUCAUCCACACAUAAAUCAACUCCGGAUAUCGUGGGAGCCUCAGUGUCCUGACAGGUCAAAUGAAUCAGCCUCUUCCAAGUCAACACUGCUAACGUUUCAGCACACGCAUUGCAAAAUUUCAGUUACAAAGAAAUAAUAACUAAUAAAGUUGGACCAAAUUAAUGAAAACCAGACUUGAGUAGUUUAUUAUGCUCAAUACCAGGGCUGUAUUCAAUUAUUUUACAUUGCAAAACUUGUCUGUUAAAGAAAUCUGUGUAUGUGAAAGUGUAGCAAAGAGGCAACAACUGUAGUUUCAAAGGGUUGUGUUUUUUUUUUCUUCACUGCAGACUUUAUUGCUUAUGUCCUGUAUUUGCAAUCCACAAAAAUUAGGUAUGUACAAACUGGUGAAACCAUUCUGAAAAAAGAUGCAAUUGAGACCUUCUUGCAUUGAGGAGGACUCAUGAAACAAAAAAGCUGAGGUUCUUAAAAAAAAAACCUACUCUACUGUCCACCGAUCAAACGCUCUUUUUAGGACGUUCAGAAAUCACAUACAAGUUCAAUCAAACACUUGUAUUUCUUAUUCUUGCUGUAAAUAUAAUUCCUGGUAGUUUAUGAGGUGACCUGAACGUAACUUUAAAAGGUAAUAGUGUCAUAAACUAUUUAUAUUUCCUACCAUGAGUGACAAAUAGUUGUAGAAAACUAGCACCAGCCUCGACUAGACAAAAACCUAUGGCUUAAAGACAUUUCUGAGUAUCUUAAAAGUGUGUGAUUGAUCGGUGAUCACUAGAAUAAGCUUCCAAGAAUCUGCACUUCAAUUUUAAUCACAGAAAAGACGUGUCAGUUCAUAAAAAUAAGGCAUUACCGAGGCUAGAAAUAUCCAGAAAGAAUGAAACAAGAAGUUGAAUUGCACUUGUUUGGCAAACUUAAUGUCUUCUUGAAGUGUUUUUUAAAAAGUUCCAGUAGCUUAUUUAUGUUUCAUUAUAAACACACACAAGAAUAUUCCUGACUUACAGUAAUGCCAAGAGCCGAGAGAUGCUCAAACCACUGCAUCAAAUGUGAUGCUUCAUCCGACAAGGUCUUUAAAUAAAGACGUGUUUCAUAUCAAAACUUAAAUAUCUGUCAAAGUUUUGGUGGAUUGUCUUAUAAAGGAUAUGUCAUUAAAAAAAAAAAAAAAAAAAGGAACAAUGCACACUUUUUGUUUAAUGUAAAAAAAGUGUGGUUUCAGUUUAUGAGGGUAACAAAGCAAAAAGGCAAAAAGUAUUUUAAUACGGAAACAAAUUAGAAGAAGCUGCCUGUCUUUUUCUCCCAGAGGAAAAAACGACGGAGUAGCUGGUUUGUAUACGCGAUAUGAGCUGACAUUGUAGAAAUGCUGCGUUUUAUGUUAUUAAAAAAAAAAAAAAAAAAAAAAA
Molecule: messenger RNA, 5334 nt
Organism: Thunnus maccoyii (southern bluefin tuna)
Lineage: Eukaryota; Metazoa; Chordata; Actinopteri; Scombriformes; Scombridae
Gene: atl1
Product: atlastin GTPase 1
Exons: 15
Coding region: 270-1994 (574 amino acids)
Biological process (GO): endoplasmic reticulum organization; protein homooligomerization
Molecular function (GO): GTPase activity; GTP binding
Source: RefSeq, a predicted model, not a curated record